Penaeus indicus is the source of this 704-nucleotide messenger RNA. Its product is annotated as bolA-like protein 3. Lineage: Eukaryota; Metazoa; Arthropoda; Malacostraca; Decapoda; Penaeidae. Gene Ontology annotation, cellular component: mitochondrial matrix. The transcript is spliced from 4 exons. Bases 101 to 424 code for a protein of 107 amino acids. The record is from RefSeq and is a predicted model, not a curated record.
CCCAGCUGGACCGAGUUACAUAUGCUGAAGAGAAGUGACGAAAUCUCCUUUUAGAUAUUUUUUUGAAGAUUAGAACCAAGGAUUAUCGAGAUAUAAAGAGAUGUUUCGGUAUAUUGGAGCGCGUGGGUGGUCGUCAUACACACAGAUAAAGGGGGCAGUGAGAUGGAUGUGCGACGCGGCAACGAACGCAGGGGAAGCCAAACUUGCAGAAAUUCUCAAGCAACGUUUUCCACAGGCUACUGGCGUUGAAGUUAGAGACAUUUCGGGUGGUUGUGGAGCGAUGUAUGAGGUAUGGGUAGAAGCCCCCGAUUUCAAAGGCCUCUCUCGGGUAAAGCAGCACAAACUGAUCACCCAGACCUUAAAAUCGGAAAUCCAGGAUAUGCACGGCCUCCGUAUCAGCACCACAGUACCAGAGGAGUCAUAGCUAUUACCGUAACUGCAGCUAUUGAACAUUUUACUUAAAUCUCUGACAGCUACUUCUAAAGCAGGUCGAGUGAAGAAUCAAACUUUUAUUUCUCUCUCUUUUGGGAAGAAAAAAAAAAUCAUACAACUUGGAGAUGAAUUAGAAUGCAUUUCAAGUUGAUACCUAUAUAGUUUUUUGUGCAAUUUUUACAUAUUUUUCAUCAUCUUGAAAAUUUACUAUGAAUUGUAAAAAGAAAUGUAAGAGCUUGUUUUUCUUUUGUAAAUAAAUAAUUAUUUUUUUG